Messenger RNA from Naegleria gruberi, 1458 nucleotides. RefSeq lists its product as uncharacterized. The transcript has a single exon. The coding region runs from base 1 to 1458 and encodes 485 amino acids. The record is from RefSeq and is a predicted model, not a curated record. Lineage: Eukaryota; Heterolobosea; Eutetramitea; Acrasida; Naegleriidae.
AUGGCACAACAAGGAAGUGAUGGAAUUGAUUCUUUCUUCUCCUCCGCAAACUUCCUCUCUAACUUCAAGUAUACUUCUUCCUCUCAUCAAGAUGAACAAUUAUCGACUAGUAGACAAUUUUCUGAUAACUAUUUAUCCUCCUCUACCAUCAUGAUGAAUAAUAAUAACAAUAUGUGGUUCUCCUCCAAACCAGCUUCAUCAUCAAACUUUUUCCUUUCCUCCAAUCAUCCUUCUUCCUCUGUUAGUACUUCAUCAGCAAUGAAUUCACUGCAACACCACCUCUCCUCCACCUAUCCUAUAGCCCCUAUUUCGAGAUCAUUGUCUGAUAAUUCACUCAAAUCAACUCCACUCUAUCAAUCCAACAAUAAUAACUUUUCACCCGAAUCAUCCAAGAAGAAGAGAAAACGAUGCGAUGAAGAGUACGAGAAUGAUGAGAUUGAGUACGAUCAUUCUACUAAUAACAUCAAUAAUUCUAUUGAUUUGAUGAGAGAGGCAAUGAUUCUUCCAACCAUCAAUUUCCAUGACAAUAUGAUGGAAGAGAGUAAUAAUAAUAAUGGAGAGGAUCAUGAUUCGAGUAUGUUCUUUCCACAAUCAUUCAACAUGUUUGGCAAUGUGAAUAGUGGUCUGAUGCAAUUUUCCUUGCAGCAUCAACAACAUAAUGCAUUUCCAUUGUUUGAAUCGGAAGAAGAUAUGGUUACGAGUGCUUCAUCUGCUACUGGUGGUGUAAAGAAGAAUAGAAUGUCUCCACAAUCACACCUGAUUGAAUUCAUUCGGGACAAUAUUAUGCAAUACUUACUGUUUCAUCUCAAGCUUGAUAUGAGACAGACCAUUUCUGGUGAUGUGAAUAAUAGUGAGGAUGUCAAGAUGAGUGAUGAUUCAACCUCCUCCAACACUACUGGAAUUGAACAGGAUGUUGUCGAUAUUACCAUACCUGUUGGUCUCUUGUUAGACUAUAUUGUACAACAAGCCCAGAGAUUGUAUUUUAAUAUGUAUGAAUAUAUUAGAGAGCUUGCAUCCUCCUCAGUCAAACACCAAAGUAAAUCAACAGAUAAUCAAAAAGAGAUUGAGCUCUCACUUGCCUGUAACGAAUUCGAAAAGAUGGUUAUUGAGCAAGUCCAUUUUCUCCUCUCCCAAAUCCAACUCAUGAGAUCCACAAAUCAAUCCAAUGAUACUCAAAUCAUUCCAAUGCUCAAAAAGUAUGACAAGAUUUUGCCAAAGAAUUUUCACACAUUACGAUUGGUUAGCAGCACUAAUGAUGACAGUAGUAUAGGGAGUAAUGCUGAUUCGUUCACUCUAGAGGGCAUUGUGGACGAAUCAUUUCUCUUCAAAUCAUCCAGCUCCUCUCCCUCCAUUCAUAGAUCAUCCUUUGCACAAAACUUUGACGACAUGAAAACCAAUUCCUCCCUUAACGAUAUUUCCUCACUUCUCCUCAAUACCAAGUUUAAAUUGUUUUAUUAA